This is a messenger RNA of Knipowitschia caucasica, 561 nucleotides long. The record is from the annotation of a GenBank genome assembly. Lineage: Eukaryota; Metazoa; Chordata; Actinopteri; Gobiiformes; Gobiidae.
AUGCUUAUACGUGCUGUCACAGAUCUGCUGGACAAGACGAGCAAACCUGCAUCAGAGAGUGGUGGGUACCGCCGCCUACGCAUAUUCUCAGGUACUGUGCCUACUCCGGCUGGAGAGGAGCAGUUUGACCACUGGUUGGAACAAGCUUACCUGAUGGUUGAAGAAAGUGAUGGUUCUGACAAAGAUAAAAGGAGAAGGAUCAUGGAAAGUUUAAAAGGCCCUGCUCUUGAACUAAUCAAAGCGAUACGCCUUUCUGAAGCUGAUGUCUCUGCAGACAAGUGUUUGGAAGCCCUUGAGAGUGCUUUUGGCCUAGCUGAGUCUGGGGAUGACCUGUAUUUCUCCUUCAGACUAUUACAACAGCAACCGGGUGAAAAGCUGUCAGACUUCCUGAGAAGGUUAGAACGCGCCCUGGCCAAAGUUGUGCAGCGAGGUGGACUACUGGCUAAAGACAUGGACAGAGCGAGAGUCGACCAGUUACUGAAAGGUGCGGUGAAUGCUGACUGUAAUGCUGUUACAGCUCAGAUUAAGAGAAAGAAAAGCCAAUCCUCCAACGUUCCUUGA